Messenger RNA from Pipistrellus kuhlii (Kuhl's pipistrelle), 1039 nucleotides. It is a transcript of the gene TOMM22, whose product is annotated as translocase of outer mitochondrial membrane 22. The coding region runs from base 45 to 473 and encodes 142 amino acids. Gene Ontology annotation, cellular component: mitochondrial outer membrane. Lineage: Eukaryota; Metazoa; Chordata; Mammalia; Chiroptera; Vespertilionidae. Gene Ontology annotation, biological process: intracellular protein transport. The record is from RefSeq and is a predicted model, not a curated record. The transcript has 4 exons.
UCCGGUUCCGGUGUCCCUCUCUUCUUCCCUCCCCGCCUACAGCCAUGGCCGCCGUGGUCGCCGCCCCCGGUCCAGGUGCUCCCCUGCCCCCGGACGAAUUGCUUCCGAAAGGUGAAGCGGAGAAGACGGAGGAGGAGCUGGAGGAGGAUGACGACGACGAGCCAGAUGAGACCCUGUCGGAGAGACUCUGGGGUCUGACGGAGAUGUUUCCCGAGAGGAUCCGGUCCGCGGCCGGAGCCACUUUUGAUCUCUCCCUCUUUGUGGCUCAAAAAAUGUACAGGUUUUCCAGGGCAGCCUUGUGGAUUGGGACAACUUCCUUCAUGAUCCUGGUUCUUCCUGUUGUCUUUGAGACUGAGAAGUUGCAAAUGGAGCAACAGCAGCAACUGCAGCAGCGGCAGAUACUCCUAGGGCCUAACACGGGGCUGUCAGGAGGAAUGCCAGGGGCUCUCCCUUCACUACCUGGAAAGAUCUAGGUUGUUACCAGAAGUUUGAAAAUUCAAUACUGUUUGAACUGCUGAUUUUUUUUUUUUAUUUUUUUUUUGCACCAAAACAAUUUGGUUGGGAAAAUUUCCCCGUCACUGUCUCAUGGAGACUCCCAACUUGCAACUGUGCCCUCCAAGCUUUCCUGACUUCGCUCCUCACUCUGCCACCAGAGUGCACUGAAGCAGAUGGUCACUCCCAACUCCGGCCACCCGCCUCUCACUGAAUUACUCCUCACCAGGUCUCAGUGUGAUUGUGGAAUAUGAACUGAUGCCACUGGGAAGGAUGUAUCGCUGACCAUUGACGACGGUUUGGUUUUGUCAUGCACACUAUAUGAAAUACAGAUGCAUUACUGCUGCGGUGUAAAAGCAGCCACUGUGAAGUUCUGUGUAUGUUGGAAAAGAGGGAGGAUUUUUAACCACAGGAUGGGUGCUGUGGAGGGCAGAGCAGCAGCUCACUCCUCUGCACAUUUUGGCCAUUAGACCUGUGUCUAAAAGAGAGAAAAAAAGUCAGUGCUCACUUUUGUAAUUAAAUAUUUAAAAUGAUUCCAUGAUUCCAA